CCGCACGACUCGAAUGGAUAAAGCGGAGCUCGCGAGCUGCAGUGAGAGAGAGUGUGUUUAUGUGUGAGUGUGUGAGUGACGGAGAGAGAGAGACUUCUUCAGCACGGUGUGUUUAGCUCGUGCUCGUGUUUACUUCGCGGAGGACGGUACCGAGGAGAAGCGCGAGUACUCGCGGACUAACAGCUCGCGGAGAGAGUUAACGCUAACUAAGCUAUCCUGCUGGAGAUACGAGGGGACUGACGGGGGUCUUCGCGGACGAAAGAGAAGAGAAAAGCGGACAGAAGGAAAGAAGCGAGCCGGGGGAAGGGAGCCAGAAGGGGGCUGUGGAGUUUUAACGCUUUAAAACGACUUUUUUGAGUCGAAACCGGCUCACUUUUAGUCGUUUUGGUGAAGUAACCCGCUAGUUAACAACACCGCUCGCUGCGAGUCUUCGACCCCCCUCACCACCCCCUCCCCACGCCAUCAUGGUGUGAGGAGCCCCGCGAGGCAGCAGCGCGAGAUACACACACCGAGAGAAACCCAGCGCGAGGAGAGGGAGAGAGAGAAAGAGAGAGGAAACGAGCGCCCGGGCGAUGGCGCGCGCCCCCGUCGCCGCCGUCUGCGUGCUCGUGUGCCUGGGCGCGUGGUGCGCACUGGUGUCGGUGGUGGAGGGCGCCGCGCGCCGCCUUAUCUGCUGGCAGGCGAUCGUGAAGUGCCAGGCGGAGGCCGAGUGCAACUACGCGUACGGACAGUACAUGCACGCGUGCGAGCCCGUGCUCAGCGGCCGCCGCACCAAGUGCCCGAGUCACUGCAUCGCCUCGCUCGUGCAGCUGAACCUGACGCGCGGCGGGCCCGCGCUCGAAGAGUGCAGCUGCAUCGACGACGAGGUGUGCCACAAGACCAAGCGCGCCAUCGAGCCGUGCAUGCCGCGCACGAGCAGCCUCGGGUGCACGGAGGCGCGGCGACAGUGCGACCGCGACCCGCAGUGCCGCGACUACAUGUCCAACUACCUGCUGCACUGCGGGAAGCUCUUCAGCGGCGCCGGCUGCACAAGCGCGUGCCGCCAGGUGAUCGCCGACAUGCGGCGCUUGCCCAAGGCGCAGCUGCUGGACACGUGCGUGUGCGACGGCACCGAACGGACCAUAUGCGAGUACAUCAAGCUCAAGAUGAAGAGCCUGUGCUUCGGCGAGCCGACGGUGGCCGACUACAACUAUGACGGAUCGGGCUCCGACGACGAGGACGACGACGACGAAUACGAGGACCGCAUCAGCAAGUGUCCUAUCCAAGGCGUGUCCUCGGCAGUUGGCAGGUCGGAUUUCCAGAGCUGGGGGGCGUCAUUGGGCCUGGUUGCUUUGGUGGGGUCCGUCCUGGUGCUGGUGCAGGCACCUAUAUAAGCUAAUUGCAACUGGGACAAGGCCAAGGCCAGUCUGUGGAAUUGGCUGGUCAGCCACUCGGGGAGCUCCAGCAGGUACUGGUACUGGUCAGAGGAAGUGAUUGGUCAAAAACCACACAAGCUACAAACAAAGCAGUCAUUGAGAAAGACUGGGAAAAGCUUUGCACAUGACCAGUCAGUCACCAGUGGUGAUCAGUGAUUGGUGAGACAUGGCACAAGCUACCUACAGUGGAGUCGGUGGAUAUGACUGGAUAGCGAAAUUGACUGGUUAAUUCAGUAGACUGGUCAGUGAGGAUGACACCCCAAAGGCAAUGGUGUCAGGUGGAAAUGACACCAAAAGUGACCAGUCACUGAAAGUGACAGGUCAGACAGACUGCCCACAGUGGACUGAAGGUGACUGGUCAGACCAGGGAAUUAAAAAAAAACUGACCUGUGAAAAAUGCUUCCUCUUCCACUGUAUGAUGCAAGUGACCAGUCACACUCCUCAUCAACCAGCAACCCUGCAGUCAGUGACAGUGACUGGUCAGUGAAAGUGACAGGUCAGACUCCUCACAAGCUACAGUGGUGGAGUCUGCACUGGUCAGUGAAAAGGGAUGGCCGGUCAGGGAACCGUUUUAAGGUGCAGAUCCGACCGAACGACUGUUUCGACUCUUCUUCGUCUCCAAAGAGGACACAUCUACCCUUGCAUGACACUUUGCUUGAGUUUUGUCCACAUCCCAAGGUUGGUCACGUUGCAUUUGUUGUCCCUCUCUAUGCAAACGUACCAGGUUCUGUGACCCCUCAGCUGCAGCACUCUUUUUAUUUCUAUAUUUUCUUCUAUCUAUAUUUAUUCCUCAAAGCUGAACUCUUACCUGCAGGUAACUAUGGAUUCCAACCAGACACCCUACCCUAUAGGCUAAGCUGAUUCUUAACACUACUGCCUUAAAAGCACAGACACUAUUGUAAGUGCUCUUCUCUCAUUGUGUCAAACAGGACACAACCAUGUUGCCUUCAAGAAAAAAAAGAGACUGAAAGCGAGUUAAGAGACUGUUAAAAGAGUUUUUAUAUAUUGUAUUACAUAGAGAUUUAAAUGUGCAAAGUUUUAAUCAGAAAGCUGUGCACUGCCAAUAUGAAAGUAAAUAUGAUAUAAAACUAUUUUUCUAUCUAAAAGUUGCCUUUGAGUGCGUGAAUGAAUAUAAUAACAUCUUUAUGUUAUGUUAAAGUGUUUGAAAGGCUGGCUGGAAUGAAGUACAAUAGACUAGUACUGUAUUUUUCAUUUUUUUAAGCAAUCAUUUGUGAAAGUACUGAAUAUAAGCAAUAUUUUGUACCGUGAAAUGAAAACCAUGAAAACAAAGGGUGAUGAUUCCAGCUUUAAAGGGAAGUUAUAUAUUUUAGAGAUUUGAUAUUUUUGUUGUAAUUGAUUUUUUUUUCUUUUUAAAAUGUACAGUGUAAAUAGAUUUGCAGAGAAUCUUUUUAUUGUGUUCUCAAAGAUGAAUUAUUGACUGUGUAGAAAUGUCUAAAUCCACUGUACGACUGCCUCGGUGAUGUACUUUUUAUAGAAGGCAUAAAAAACAAUGAAAGUACAAAGACUAAA
This is a messenger RNA of Astyanax mexicanus (Mexican tetra), 2945 nucleotides long. RefSeq names its product growth arrest-specific 1a (gene gas1a). Bases 573 to 1373 code for a protein of 266 amino acids. Gene Ontology annotation, biological process: regulation of cell cycle. The transcript has a single exon. NCBI's taxonomy places the organism in Eukaryota, Metazoa, Chordata, Actinopteri, Characiformes, Acestrorhamphidae. The record is from RefSeq and is a predicted model, not a curated record.